Molecule: messenger RNA, 753 nt
Organism: Alternaria atra
Lineage: Eukaryota; Fungi; Ascomycota; Dothideomycetes; Pleosporales; Pleosporaceae
Exons: 3
Coding region: 1-753 (250 amino acids)
Biological process (GO): positive regulation of protein catabolic process
Cellular component (GO): cytoplasm; nucleus
Molecular function (GO): ornithine decarboxylase inhibitor activity
Source: RefSeq, a predicted model, not a curated record
AUGCCGCCACCGCCAGCCUUCACGGCUUUCAUUACUCCACUACCCCGUCUUCCGGGGCUGGGUGGUGUUCCUGAGGUCAGCUCGGGAAUUCCAUCACCCCCUUCAAGUCCCCCCCUCGCCGCCAAACACGCGUCCGCCGCUCAAGGUGGAAAGGCGCGCAGAGGGGGGGCAGCAUACACCAUCACGGGAGAGUGUGAGAGACUCUUCUGCGAGACACUGCGAUCUGUAUUCCUGGGUGAGGGGAGCCAGCAUCGCCAGAACUCGCUAGUGAUGGGUAUGCCAUAUGACAACGCUACUGCAACCACCGCUAUUGCCAACGACUACGGUAUCGAUGCUCGUCGCUACUCGGACUCUUCGACUGAAUCUGCUGCACCUGAAAUGGUGCGGUUCGAGGAAGAGAAGGGUGCGAUAACCGACUACAUUGAGAUGUGGGAUUACGUUGGUGGGAUUAGGUUCCGGGGUUUCGUUGCUGAGAAAGAGGACGAGAGGGCCAUGUUCAUCUUCUUCGAUGAGUCCGUCAUUAACGGAGAUCUCAAGGCAGGUCUUAUGGCCCUUCUCGAACUUUGCGAAGUCGAUCACUUCUCCUGCGACCGUCUUGUCCUAUGCAUUGACCGCCACGCUGAUCAAGUCGCCCUCAACAAUCUGACCAAAGACCUGGGCUGGAUUGGCUUCGGUCUUACAACGCUGGAUGGGUUCAGCCAGGGCGAAGAGUUGACAAGCAAGAAGUGGUUGUUCAUGGAUAUGGAUAUAUAA